Procambarus clarkii (red swamp crayfish) is the source of this 1095-nucleotide messenger RNA. The record is from RefSeq and is a predicted model, not a curated record. NCBI's taxonomy places the organism in Eukaryota, Metazoa, Arthropoda, Malacostraca, Decapoda, Cambaridae.
AGGAUACAAGCCGUGGCUACAAGCCGUGGCUACAAGCCGUGGCUACAAGCUGUGGCUACAAGCCGUGGCUACAAGCUGUGGCUACAAGCCGUGGCUACAAGCUGUGGCUACAAGCCGUGGCUACAAGCUGUGGCUACAAGCCGUGGCUACAAGCUGUGGCUACAAGCUGUGGCUACAAGCCGUGGCUACAAGCCGUGGCUACAAGCUGUGGCUACAAGCCGUGGAUACAAGCCGUGGCUACAAGCCGUGGCUACAAGCCGUGGCUACAAGCUGUGGCUACAAGCUGUGGCUACAAGCCGUGGCUACAAGCUGUGGCUACAAGCUGUGGAUACAAGCCGUGACUACAAGCCGUGGCUACAAGCCGUGGCUACAAGCCGUGGCUACAAGCUGUGGCUACAAGCUGUGGCUACAAGCUGUGGCUACAAGCCGUGGCUACAAGCCGUGGCUACAAGCCGUGGCUACAAGCUGUGGCUACAAGCUGUGGCUACAAGCUGUGGCUACAAGCUGUGGCUACAAGCCGUGGCUACAAGCUGUGGCUACAAGCUGUGGCUACAAGCCGUGGCUACAAGCUGUGGCUACAAGCUGUGGCUACAAGCCGUGGCUACAAGCUGUGGCUACAAGCCGUGGCUACAAGCCGUGACUACAAGCCGUGGCUACAAGCCGUGGCUACAAGCUGUGGCUACAAGCUGUGGCUACAAGCCGUGGCUACAAGCCGUGGCUACAAGCCGUGGCUACAAGCUGUGGCUACAAGCCGUGGCUACAAGCUGUGGCUACAAGCUGUGGCUACAAGCCGUGGCUACAAGCCGUGGCUACAAGCCGUGGCUACAAGCCGUGGCUACAAGCUGUGGCUACAAGCCGUGGCUACAAGCCGUGGCUACAAGCCGUGGCUACAAGCCGUGGCUACAAGCCGUAGCUACAAGCCGUGGCUACAAGCCGUGGCUACAAGCUGUGGCUACAAACCGGGGCAACAAGCUAUGGCUACAAACCGGGGCUACAAGCUGUGGUUAUAAACCAAGGCUACAAGCCAUGGCUACAAGCCGUGGCUACAAGCCGUGGCUACAAGCUGUGGCUACAAGCCGUGGCUACAAGCCGUAG